Messenger RNA from Caenorhabditis briggsae, 831 nucleotides. The annotation marks the transcript as partial. Gene Ontology annotation, molecular function: group II metabotropic glutamate receptor activity. The record is from RefSeq and is a predicted model, not a curated record. Lineage: Eukaryota; Metazoa; Nematoda; Chromadorea; Rhabditida; Rhabditidae. Gene Ontology annotation, biological process: G protein-coupled glutamate receptor signaling pathway; regulation of synaptic transmission, glutamatergic. The transcript has 6 exons.
AUAAACGAGUCGAAUCUUCUAAAAGAAAUUGGAGCUGAUAUCGGAGCAAUCAUUGUGGAUUCAUGUUCGACUGAUCUUCGUUCUGUUGCUGAUCUCUAUGAACUUUUAUCAGGAACCAAUAUUCAAAGAAGUGACUUGAUUGCAAUUAUUCGAGAUGAUUCUACUCAUAUGCCCAACACUGAACAGAUCAUGAGACAACUCAGUUUGCCAGUUAUCAAUACGUUUUUCACAACACAUUCUUUGACCCAAACAUCUGGAACACUUCCAUCAAUGUCCCUCCCAAUUCAGUCUGUUGUAUCUGCCCUUCGUCAUUAUCAGAGCACUUGUGUCAAUAUUAUUUUCGAUGAAAAAUAUGCAGAAACAGUCUCCGAGUUCCAAAAAGUCGCCUUGUCCGAGGGAAUGUGUGUUGAGGUGGCAAUCCAUGUCAAGAAUUCGAGUAGUACUGUAGCUGAGAUGGUUGUGAGAAGGCUGCUGCUCUCGGAAGCCCGGAUUGUUGUGGCAUUAUUAUCAGAAGACACGUGGAUUCAGAUGACGAAGGCGUUACGAUCAGAAAUGGUAAUCGCUGGCCGUUUCGUUUUCAUUUCAAUGCAAGAUCAACGAUGGACAACUUCGAGAAGAUUUAUUGAAAGUUGGCCAACAUUUGAGCAACAUUUGAUAUCGAUUGCUCCAAAAAAUCCUAUCAACCACGACGAAGAAAUCAAGAAACUGACUGAGAACAUACCAAACUUGUCUUUACCAAAUCUCUGGCUCAAACAAUUUUGGUCUUCUGCUUUCAAAUGCCACGUGGAUAACGAAGAUAUGGGUGGUUCAAAUAGUUUUUCUAGGUUCGUA